AUGUCCUCCCCUAACGAGCCAGACGAUUACACCACAAACCGCACCUUUUAUGAAGCCGUGGAGAUCGCCAAGAUCUGCGCAGCCAUCACACACAUACUCACUGGUGGCGACGCCACAUCCUUGGAUCUCCGCGGCCUCUGGAAUAUCCCAGUCACAAACUGGAGCGAAGAUACAAGGAGUCAGCUCCUUCUUCCAGGCUUGACCGGAAGCAGCCCCGAGCAACUACGGCGCAGGCUCGACGGCCUCAUCACGUACCUGAGGUUUGGUCCUGAAGCGCCCGUUCCCACCGAGAUGUCCUACCAUCCUGCCACGGUGGAGCACCACGCACAUCUUUUGUGGAAAGCGCUGGAAGACGAGGGUCUUUUCGCUCUCAUGCAGCAAGACCAGUCUGUCAAAGUGAGGAUCUGCAUGGAAGCUGCCAGCGACAUUACCAAAUGUCUGGUGGACGACUCCGACACCACCACAGACGGCCUCAAGGUUCUGGCUGGAUCUAUACAGAUCAGGGGCUCCGAGUUGCAGGCGACGCACCGCGAAUACAUCCGCCGUGCGUACAUCUCAAGCCUGGGAGACCUUCUCAUCCCCGACAGAGCCGCUUCUUGGGACCCGGCCCUGUCCUGGGGCUUCCGGCGAGAAGAGCUGGACGGGGUUCCGCCUUCAGAGAACGACUGGACGCUGCGGUACUGCUUGUCGGAACUGUUCGAACCCGUCGCCAAUGAGCCGGCUCUCACUCUCGCCGAGCUACGCAGCCGGCUCUACGCUUCCCUCACGCCCCUCCUGGUCCCGACUGACCAAGUCACAUCUUACCCCUCUGAACCCCUUUUCCUGACUUACACGAAGGUCGAGCUCGCGAAACACCUCGCCAGAAGCGGUGCUUUGAGUCACGCCCCCAGAGAGGUCUGGAAGACGAUCUGCGAGCAGUAUGCCCCCGACAUCGUUGCUUCGCGCAUCCCCUUUGCACACGCUCUGCAAGACGCCGGUGAUCUGACGCGGUCUGCGCAUGCCGAGCACUCCUUCACGCAGGAAAAUCACCUCCUGAAACGAUGUGCUGAUCUGACUCACACCUACAUGCCUUACGAUGACGCCUGCACCCUUGCCCGUCUCUGGGGCUUUGACGAGAAGGAUCAGUGCUUGCAGCCCUGCAUGAAGGAUCUCCUCGUACCGUCGAAACAGCGAUCAUCCUCAUUCAAUCCCGACACUUUGCACACCCUGCUACUCAUAUCGCUUUCGGAACUGCUGGAGGAGAUGAGCAACGGGGAGUCUGGCCACACGAACCUUGACGCAUCAGCGUUCGGUCUCCAUGAUGCGCUGACCGAGAUCACAGCUCUGGUCGAGAUCGCACGGGCAACGGAGGGCGAAAGCCGGUCCCUGUGCAGAUACAGCACGGCGGGAGAUUACAUGAGGAGUGUCAGCAAGAUCGCUCGAGACGUCUUUGGCACAGGAACCAGUGGAAUCGUACCGGACGGAGUGCCAGAUGUCUUCAGGAUCAAAGCUCUGCCCAAGAUCGUGUGUCGGCCAGCCGACGUUUCAGUAUUGAAGGAGGAUAUCAAGGAGCUCCAGAGAACUGUUCUGGCUCACAAAUUCGCCCGCAUGCUGCCUCAAUGA
Dioszegia hungarica is the source of this 1602-nucleotide messenger RNA. RefSeq lists its product as uncharacterized. The record is from RefSeq and is a predicted model, not a curated record. The coding region runs from base 1 to 1602 and encodes 533 amino acids. The transcript has 3 exons. NCBI's taxonomy places the organism in Eukaryota, Fungi, Basidiomycota, Tremellomycetes, Tremellales, Bulleribasidiaceae.